Clavispora lusitaniae ATCC 42720 is the source of this 3348-nucleotide messenger RNA. It is a transcript of the gene ZCF13, whose product is annotated as Zcf13p. Gene Ontology annotation, molecular function: zinc ion binding; DNA-binding transcription factor activity, RNA polymerase II-specific; RNA polymerase II cis-regulatory region sequence-specific DNA binding. Gene Ontology annotation, biological process: DNA-templated transcription; positive regulation of transcription by RNA polymerase II. The record is from RefSeq and is a predicted model, not a curated record. NCBI's taxonomy places the organism in Eukaryota, Fungi, Ascomycota, Pichiomycetes, Serinales, Metschnikowiaceae. Gene Ontology annotation, cellular component: nucleus.
AUGGACGCCUCGUACAAAAAGCGACACAGAACGCCAGCGUCGUGUCUGAUGUGUCGAAAACGAAAGUCCAAGUGUGACAGAGCUCAUCCGGUAUGUGGAACAUGCAAACGGAAGCUGAUUGCUCAUCUUUGCUUGUAUGAGGACGAAACCGGAGCUGUGCCACAAAACCUGGCUACGACAUAUUUACCAAUACGCCCACACCCCGAAGUGAUCGUCCCCGAACCAGGCCUACCGAUGCACCCCGUGGCAUAUCCCCAGCAGGCUUUGAAAAUCAAUAGCGCUUAUCCUGCGGGCUUCCCGCCUCAGCUAGAGCAAUACGGCUCGGGAAUACCUGCAACACAGCUACAUAUCCCCACCACAUGGGUCUCUGCAGGUCCACCACCUACAUACUCAUAUGCUUACCACCUGCCACAGGUAUGGCAAGAUCGACCCGAUCUGCGGAAGCUGAAAGCACACGCUUUUCAUUAUUAUCAACCCCGAGGGUCAGCCUCCUCUUCAUCUGUCGACCAGAGAAGCCCCGCACUGUUGACCAAUGCCACAAAUAAACUGAUUCUGCCUUCAUUAUCCCUGCGACCACUGCUAGAAGCUGAUGAGGUACCUCCUCAGACGUCUAAUAUAGUUUCAUAUCAUAACAUAAGGCAGAAGCGACAUAUUAUUGCGACAGGUCCUCAGCUUGCCUUGUCAGGCCCGCAUAUCAUCGAUCCACAAUCUCCGGCGUCAGGCCCAAAAAUCCAGGACCACGAAACUACACCAUUAGAGUCACAACAAUACCCACCUUCAAUUACUUUCCCCUCGUCUCAUAAACGAAAAUAUUCAGAAUGCGAACAAAACACGACCAUAAAUGAUGAACAAAAAGGAUAUGGUGAACAAAAGGAAUAUGUAUCGAUAUCUUUCGGGAAUAAUGUACUAGAUAUCUGUGUCGAUGAUGAGUUGACGUUUUUUGUCUGCGCUUCAAACUCAUUAUUGGUUGAAGGGCCGUACUGGCAACAACAAGGGUUAUUAUCUUACGUGGGACUUACAAAGCUCGAUCCUUACAUCAAAUUGGUUCGUUCUUUUACGAUAAAUCUUUUCCAGAGUGAGCAAUUCUCAAAGUAUACAAAGAAAAAGAGGAAAAAGAAAUCGAUGUCCAAAAGCUCUAGUUCGGCUAACGAGGAAAAUGUUUUGGAAACGGAGCAAACCUCCCCCUAUAGUGGGAAUGAGUCUGAAAUAGGCGAGAUUGUUAAUGAAGAUGCUCUCAUUGUGACCAAAAUCCACGUCCAAAAGGAAAGGCCGGGGCAAUCAAGUCCUACUUUUCCAGUAGCAUACCUCACCGGGGCCCAGGCUCUAUUAUCCGCUAAUUCUACCAAUGAAGAUAUAUACAAGUUUGCCGCAUCAAGUAUUGAACAGAUUCUACCCCGAACUCGUGGUAUAAACAAAGCACUCAAGAGGUUUUUCAAAUAUGUGCACCCGUUUGUCCCUAUUUUUGAUGAGGAUACUGUUACCUCUGAAUUGAAAAAAAUCAUUUGUAAGAAAACUGAUUCCGCAGAUAGCCAAUAUAGUACUGUGCAAAUAACGAACGAUGUUGAAUUGUGCAUUGCUGGCAAAUUAAUUUUGAUGAUCAGGCUCGGCUACAUGUCAUUAAUUCCCAAUUUUGACCGAAAAGCAGAUUAUAGUAAAGAUGAAAAAGCUUUGAUCAAAGAUGUUACACGAUUUAAAUCCGAUGAUUACAUGAGAGUCGUUAACCUUUGCAUUCCUGAAGAGAGAGUUCAAUCAAGGUCGACUUUCCACUACGUUCAAGCAUUGACUUUAUUACAUUACUAUAGAUCUGUUGCACCAAAUGACUGCUUCGGUUUGAGUGGAAGUGACUCGACAUUAUUGUUUGGCUCUAUAGUCACUCAUGCUUUAUCAAUCGGCUUGAAUAGAGACCCUACUCAAUUACAUUCAAUUGGGGUAAUUUCUAAAGAACCGAGUUUUGUCAACUCAUGGAGAUCGCUCUGGUAUUAUAUUUGUACCAUGGAUGCUAUGCUAGCCAUAUACUGUGGAAUGUCACUCAAAUUGAGUAAUUUAGAUGCCAGUGAUGUUGAAAAACCUGAAACCGACAGCUUGUAUAUCAGUGGCGUUAAAUUUUUUGAGAAGCAAGCGGAAGUUUAUCAGUGUUACCGCAAUUUUAUUAACAUAAUAACGAACAUCAGGAAAAAGCCGAAAAUCUACAACCUUUUGAAAGAAACGAGCCAAAUGGAGACAUUGUUUCUUGAAAUGUUUGGGAAUAACUUCUUUCGUGAGAAUGUCUGCAAGCCUUCGCCCUUAUAUGAUUUAUCUAACGAGGAUGAAGAGACACGACGUCGUAAGUCGUACAUGAAGGUAAUCGAAUUUAUAAGUUUUAUUCAGCUUCGAGCAAACUUGUCCUGUUCAUAUUACUUGAUCACACUUCAUUAUGAGUCUAAACUAGACGAGGACAAAGAUGCUGAUAUAAGUGCUGGAAUCGAACUUUUCAAGACAUUUAUCCGAAGUGUGGUCCAGCUAGUCUACAUCAUGACAUAUGCUUUGGAUAACUCUCAAGAAUUAUUUGGGAGCUGUUAUGAUUUUAUGCUCACUUCUCAACUCGAACGCUGUAUGGUCAAGACACAUGCAUUCCUUACAUCUUUUUUCAUUCGGCUUGUCAAUUAUAAAAAGACUCUUUUAAUGCAAGAAUUGAGUACCAAUGAGACGGGAUCAAUACCAGAUGGAGCAGCAGUUGAAGCUUUGCAUACUAGACGUGAAGCCGUUGACGCUUUAUUCACUAUUGUAGUGAUUGAGGCUGAACUUUUUGUUGGCAAUUUCCGAAGUUUGAGUACCACAUACAUCAACUCGUACAAGCUUUACGUGAUGGCGUAUUUUGUUUUGAGGCAGUGUAUGGAAAAUCCCGAGAACCUCUUUUCGGGUUCCGUGAACAGCAAACAGUUCUUCCACGAAGGAGCUAAUUUGAUUCACUUUCUUUCAACAGCAGAACUUCGAAGCUUGUGUAAAUUAUGUGAAGAGUUCAAAAUAGCUAAGGUGGAGCUGAUGCGACGGCUGAAGGGUCAUUUCAACACAUUGAAGGCAACAACUAAAGAAGAGAAAUCAGAAAUAGAAGAUGCGAGUUUUACUAAGCAUUUCACACAUCCGACAAAGGACUGCGGUUUCGAAGGUGGCUUGGACUUUGAUGCAACUACGGCGAACAGGGCAAUGUAUGCCAACAAAAAUACUAUCAAUACCUAUGGUGUCUUACAGGAGAAGCACAUGCAUAGUGAACACGAGGAGGAUGUGUUUGAUGAGCAGUCAAUGAUUGGCAAUGAGGAGCUUUUGAAGCUUUUCGCCAUGUACGGUGAUUUUGAGGCUGCCAUGUCAUAG